AUGUUACUGGUUAAUAAAGGAACUAAAGGUUAUUAUCAUGAUGAAGAAACCAAUGAAAUUUAUCAAGAUAAUAUUGGUUUAGAUUUUAAGCUUAAUGGGUAUUUGAGUUGUCAGAAACCGGAAAUAUCUCGAACCUUAUGUUCUGAAGACGCUAAACCCCUUAAAUUGAAUUUCCAACCAUGGGGUGAUAUAGAACCCUUCAUUGAUAUUGACACUGACAUUUAUUAUGAUGACUUUAGGAACGAAGCCCCUCGGUUAGAUUACCAAAUUUGGUCCCAAGAUAAGCCUACUCACAUUGAAAAUGAUAUAAUCGAUGAGUUCAAAUACAGCUCAACUUCUAGUAGUUCACCAGAUCACUAUACUAAUUUAGAUUUCCAAAAUGCAUGGGACCACCUGGAUAGAGAUAAUUGUCUGUCUAGAAUUUCUUCGUUAUCUGAACUUUCAGGAACUUUAGAAUCUAAUUCGAAGAAUUCUUUUGAUAGUGUUGUUUCAGCUAUUGAAAUGUACUUGAACGAGAACUUUGAUAAUGUGCCAUCAACUGAUUCCUUAGUAGUCACCCAUAAAAGCAAACAAAUAAUCCCAAAAAAGCAUUUCAAAAACAAUUUAAAAACUGCAUCCAAGGGAUUAUAUAAUAUUUCAAGUGUUGCAUCCAAAUUACCAUCGACCUCAAUAAUUCCACGGUUUAAGGAUUCCAGUAAUAUAGCUGAGUCAUUGAUUGAUACCUUCCGUGAUACAGUUGACCAUAAGAAAAAAUACAGUUGUAAUCAUUGUGAUGAAUCAAUCACUUCUCUUAAAGGUCUAAUUCUUCACUACGAGGAACAUAACUUAUUCAGGCAUUUAAAAUAUCGUUGUGUGGUUAAUGAAUGUCCUUUCAAAAUUAUUGGGUUUAACAAAAAGAUCCUGCUCAGGAAACACUUGAUAAUCGAACAUUUCAAUGGCAAGGAUCCUUCAAACAACAUCAAAAAUAAGCAAGAACAUGAAUUAGUCAAACAGUUGUUAUUCAUCUGCCCAAAAUGUGAUAAACUAUUCAGUAGAAGAGAUACUUCUCAAAGACAUGAGAAAACUGUUCAUAAACCAAAAGUCAAGAGAAAAAGAUGA
Molecule: messenger RNA, 1098 nt
Organism: Yamadazyma jaroonii
Lineage: Eukaryota; Fungi; Ascomycota; Pichiomycetes; Serinales; Debaryomycetaceae
Source: the annotation of a GenBank genome assembly